Molecule: messenger RNA, 750 nt
Organism: Chaetura pelagica (chimney swift)
Lineage: Eukaryota; Metazoa; Chordata; Aves; Apodiformes; Apodidae
Product: trypsin I-P1-like
Exons: 5
Coding region: 1-750 (249 amino acids)
Biological process (GO): proteolysis
Molecular function (GO): serine-type endopeptidase activity
Source: RefSeq, a predicted model, not a curated record
AUGAAGUACAUACUCUUUCUCGCCUUUGUUGGUGUGGCUGUUGCCUUCCCCAUCAACAGUGAUGAUGAUGACGACAAGAUCGUGGGAGGCUACACCUGUGCAGCGAACUCUGUCCCCUACCAGGUGUCCCUGAAUGCUGGCUAUCACUUCUGUGGAGGUUCCCUCAUCAACAGUCAGUGGGUCGUGUCGGCUGCUCACUGCUACAAGUCUCGCAUCCAAGUGCAGCUCGGGAAACAUAACCUGGCAAAGAAAGAACCAACAGAGCAGUUGAUUAGUUCAGCCAAAGUCAUCCGCCACUCUGGCUACCGCCCUUCGACACUGGACAAUGACAUUAUGCUCAUCAAGCUUGACAAACCAGCCCAGAUCAACCGCGCUGUCCAAACCAUUCCUCUGCCUACCAGCUGUGUGGCCACAGGCACCACAUGCCUGAUCUCUGGCUGGGGCAACACACUCAGCAAUGGCAACAACUAUCCAGACACCUUGCAGUGCCUGAAGGCUCCUGUACUCUCUGCAAGCCAAUGCAGCAGUGCCUACCCUGGGCAAAUUACCAACAACAUGAUGUGUGUAGGAUUCCUGGAGGGAGGGAAAGACUCCUGCCAGGGGGAUUCCGGCGGCCCAGUGGUCUGCAACGGGCAGCUCCAGGGCAUCGUCUCCUGGGGUAUCGGGUGUGCGCAGAAGGGCUAUCCCGGCGUUUACACCAAGGUCUGCAAUUACGUCUCCUGGAUCAGAACAACUAUGUCUGCCAACUGA